This is a messenger RNA of Symbiodinium sp. CCMP2592, 3477 nucleotides long. NCBI's taxonomy places the organism in Eukaryota, Dinophyceae, Suessiales, Symbiodiniaceae. The record is from the annotation of a GenBank genome assembly.
AUGUCAAACCCCGAGCAGCAGCAGCUGUCUGCCGUGGACGAGCUGUUGAAGCAAGAUCCCACGGAGGGUCCUGCAGAUGAAACGAUGAUGGAUGCAUUCUCCGUGGCACCGACCAGUACGGCACCACCUGUGGAGGACCAGGAAGACAGUUUGAAGCUGUUGAAGGACUGCUUCGCAGGCUAUGGCAGCCCCGGGAACUUUUUGUCCGAACGCUUGGCCCUGCAGUCCAGUCGAGACGAGUUCGCUGCCUGGCUCGAGACCCAGGUCGGCAGGAACCACGCCGUCGACUACCUCGAUGAUUACGUCAAAUGGCAAGGAGCAGACCGAGGCCAGGAGGACCAGGCCCCGGUGUUGACGGUGGAGAUUCAGAAGUUUGCCUUUGAGAACUGCAGCCGCAAUGGGCCCGUCCAGCUGCACAAGGCCAUGCUGCUCGUUGAUCAGUAUCAUGUGGACGGUUUCUUGACGAAGCUGGAGCCCGUUCUGAUUCGGAAGGCGGCCUCGGCCCCAGAGUGCCGCAAUCUUGUCAUUGGGCUGAGAUAUCAGCGCCAAACUGGCUGGAAUAUGCCAUUAAGUCUCACACAUAGAAGGAGGCUUCUGCUCCGCUCUAAGGCAAAUGGUCCGAGACAUGGCCCUGUCGCGAACUUCGACAUCCUGUACCUCAAGGGCCACAGCCGUGUUGUGACUCUGAUGGCCUGCCUGGCCUGGGUGAUGAAGGAGGGCCUUGACAUCUGCGAGGCUUGUGGGUUCUGGUUUUUCCGAAGCUUUUUGUCCAGCCUGCAAGAGAUCCAGCGCAAAGCCAUCCACCUCAGCAACGAGACGGACGAGUUGUUUUACAACUUCAAGAUCGCUUCUCGGGGCUCGAUCCGAGAACCUCCGAGCCCAAUCACCUGGGUCUAUGCUUUGACCUCGCUCAGUGGAGAUAGCUCGUCGGUCAUUAACCUGUGGAACUCGACGAGCACAAGGGCCGACAAAUUGCAGGGCGGAAAAUACUACACGGUCAAGAAUCUCCUCGAUAUGCCGGUGGAGAUGCGAACUGUCGUUUUGAAGGCUGCCAACGACAUGGGCUCUCCUUUUACAGACGACAACUUGAGCUCCAGAAAAUUGCUUCCCAACUACGUCUUCCGGACAACGAAAGCUCCGCGACAGUCCAAAUGGAACAAUGCCUACGGCACCGUCACGAAGAAAAGCGCCAUUCUCGCGAUGGAAGCCGUGGUGAACAAUUUCCUGAACUCGCCCAAAGCUCUCCGGACAAAACCCUCAAAGCAAGACCUGGAGGAGCGAACGCAGUUGUGUGCACUCGCUGCGGCUUUGGCGGAUGAAGUGGUGCAGGCUCUUCCGGAUCUGCAGAGCCGGUGGACUGCCCGGGUUCGCCAAGCCGACCCGAUGAUGGAGGUGGAACUUUCCUCAGCCCUGCAGAACAAGAGUGACAACUUCGUGCCCCGGAACGCCCCGAGCUUGGCGAAGAUUAUUGAUGCUGCAAGCCUCAAAGUUCCAGGGACAGGCAGCAUGGGGGCCGCGAGCGAACUCGAUGUUUGCCAGAAGAACUUGGACCAGAAGACCUUUGAGGCCAUGCAAUCCGAAGUGGAGUGGGACAUGAAAGCCUUCGAGGUGCAUCGCAGCAACAAGGAGAACUACCUGGUCUCUGUUCGUAACCAACAGCUGCAGCAUGAGAAGGAGCUCCUGGCUGAUGCCCGCAAGGCCGUUGAUGCCUACUUCGAACAAUAUGUGACUCGCCUGCAAUACCUCAGAGUGUUUUUGCAGUUAAAUCGCACGCUGCGACCUGGUCCAGAAAGUGAAGCUGAGGCAUCCUUGCGAGUCUGGGAUGAGAAGGAUGCUGGAGCGGUGGCAAUCGCGAACACAAAGACUGACAUUGUCUCCGUGGUUUUCGCGAAUUACACGGCUCCUUGCUUGAUUGCCGCGAAGCACUUUACAGCAUCCAUCAAUUUGAUGCAGCAUGUGAUGGCGGAGCACCCGGAAAACGAACAGGCUGUGAUGAAGAGCAUCGCAAACAUCAAUCUCGUCACAGACCACACGUUUUCGCUCGUCUUCGACGACCGAGUGGAUGCCAGAGACGAGCGACCUCUGAACUACCACGGAAGACUGCUGAUGGUGCCGCCUGUCCACGCAACGCCGCCUCAGUCGCUGUGGAAGAAAAGUUCUCUGUUAGUCAAGGGCCGCACGAACCCAGCCAAGCAGCUUCCAGCUGGGCAAAUGCUUCGCAUCGAAAUGAUCGACCAGAGCACCCUGCCUAGUGUCACUGGGGACAUUCCCCUGAAAGGAGCCGCGAAGUAUGCUCAGCUCGGCAAAGACGCCUGCUCCGCCCUGGUUUCGAGCCUGUUCGAGAACGUCGACAUCCCGAGCACGAUGCUGGUGCACUUGCUCGACUUGGUGCCGGACGUGGGCAACAUGUGGCAAGCUUUCGUUCAGCUGCAGCAGACCUCGAACCACGCACUGCACUACACCGCCAUGCUUCCGGAUGCUACGUCCCAGGAGUGGUUUGAGACCACGCACAAGUCCCUCUUGGUCGACCAGCGCCCAAAACAGGUGCCGGCGACGGCACUCGUGGAGCCUGCGGCUCCACCUUUGAAACGAUUGGUCUACGGCAAGGAUGACAAUGAUGUGCCGGUCCUGCUCAGCUUUUCCGAAGUCGACAUUCGCAAGUGGUGCAGCCACCCGAUUUUCAAGGAUGAGUUUCAGACUUUGAAGCAGCAGUUGGCUGACAAGUACGGCACGCUGGAAGAACUCAAGGCAGCUGCAAAAGCUCAGGCCAAAGCAGGAGUCAACAAGCGGCCUUCACCCGCAGGCUCUUCGGGGAGCCAAGCCAAGAAGCUCAAGAUUGAGGACAGCGACCUUGUCGGCUUGGAUGACAUGAAAGGAACAUUGCUGCAGGAGGUGCCGAUCGGAAACGCUGUGCGAGCAAAGGGAGAAACUGAGCAAGUCUACUUCGUGCUCAGGGAUGGUGCGAUGUACAUCUGCAACAAGACUUCCCAGUCUGCGACGGUGCUCCAGCACGUGGUGCUGGCUGCCUUCGGCCGAGGCAAAUGGACCCAGACUCCCAAGCAGGGAGUCCUGAACAUCCCCUUCGAGCUGACGACCACCGACGACGUGGUCAUGAUCGACAACAAAGUGCUCGACCUGAAGCAGGUUCUCAAAGAUCACCAAAGGGCCGGCGAGGUCAUGGUGGCCUAUCACAAGACGACUCCUAAGCCUGGUGUGACUGACGACUACGAUCUGAAGAAAGAGCACAACGUCGUCUUUUUGCCCGAGGAGAACCAGGUGCCUCAGGAGAACGGUGUGCCGAAGUACACGCAGGGCAACUUGGCCUUGGCAGUGACCCCAUCGAAAUGGGAGACCAAAGGAACAGGGCUGAAGUGGACCUGUCGCUGGACGGUUACCGGAUUGACUCCGGUUCGCCCCUUGGUUUUGACGACAGCUGACAUUGUACUGCCGGCACAGAAGGCCUUGUUGUUGAGCUGA